ACUCGUGACUCAAAUCAAUAAAUCACUCGGCGGAUCCUGAGUUCCCGCUGCGCGGGUGACAUCACGCCCGAUAACGCUCCGAUAAGAGGUCAAACUUACCGAGCGGCGAAGUCGAGCGAAUAAUCGCGGGUGUCGUGUCACGGAAGAUCUCCCGUUGCGUUUGCAGAAAUGGGCGCCGAUCCCAAGCGCAUCCUGGUGACCGGCUUCGGCCCGUUCGACGCACACGUGGUGAACGCCAGCUGGGAGGCGGUGAAGGAGUUGCAGAAGCUCUGGGAGAACUCCGUCGAGUUUCCCGACUUCGAGCUGGUCGCGGAAGAAAUCCCGGUCUCGUACGCCUACGUGUCCAACCGUGUUCCUCGGCUCUGGAAGAAACACAAUCCGUCGAUUGUCCUACACGUGGGUGUGUCACACAUAGCUGAAUCCUUGACGAUAGAAUGCCAUGCUCGCAGCAACGGCUACGACAGACUCGAUAUAUGCAGCAAAUGCCCGGACGAAACGAGUGUCGACUGUAACGUGCUGGAGACUGGGAUAAAUGUCGAGGAGCUUUGCGACAGCGUGAAUCAAAACUUUGAGAGAAGCGGCUGCAAAGCCUGCCUCUCGCACAAUGCCGGCAGAUUCUUGUGCGAGUACACAUUUUACCAAUCUCUUUCUAUCGAGCCGACCAAGACUCUGUUCGUGCAUGUUCCAGACUUUCUCAAAUACUCCAGUGUACAAACUGCCAACGGUUUAUACGAUAUUUUGCGUUACUUAAUAAGUAAUUUCAAGUCCAGUUAACAGUCUUGGUCUAUUAAACUGCCAAUAACACAGGAAACAAUAUUCGCCUUUUUUCUAAGAUGAAAUUCUUGUUCAGUCAUAGAUAUAGAAUAGUUGUCGACAUAUUCGGGUAGUUUGAACGUUUAAUAAUUAAUGUUCCGCAUAAUCUGCACAAAACGCUGAGAUAAAAGAACAGGUGUAAGAGGCUGCAAACAAAGUUUUAUAAGAACUUAUACGCUCAAAAAGGCCUAGAUGUAUAUUUUCUUACAUAAAUAUCUAGAAAUUAAAAAAUUAAGAUUAUAUACAUAUAUAAGAUAGAAAUAUGUGUAAUAUAAAUGAUGUAAUGUGAUAUUAACAUGGGAUGUGGCAUACGAUUAUAACAAA
This is a messenger RNA of Vollenhovia emeryi, 1137 nucleotides long. Its product is annotated as pyroglutamyl-peptidase 1. The transcript is spliced from 2 exons. Gene Ontology annotation, cellular component: cytosol. Gene Ontology annotation, biological process: proteolysis. Bases 169 to 774 code for a protein of 201 amino acids. The record is from RefSeq and is a predicted model, not a curated record. Gene Ontology annotation, molecular function: pyroglutamyl-peptidase activity. Lineage: Eukaryota; Metazoa; Arthropoda; Insecta; Hymenoptera; Formicidae.